AUGGAGACAACACCAAAUCAUAAACAACGAAAAUUCAAGGAAUUGACGCCGAAAGAAUUGGCUAUACUUCGAACAAAUUCGAAACUGAGUGACAAAGGUAAAAGAGCUUUGAUACUCAAUUCUUAUUAUAGCUUUCGUUUUCGCCUCACAGAGAUCAAACUGUGUUAUGAAGGAUUUAUUGAAAUGUGUCCGACAGGUCAACUUGAUCAGAAAACAUUUACUUCGAUNAGAGCGGAGAGGCGAAGGCUAAUGCAGGGAGGUAUUCUUGAAUUCGAUCGAUGUAUGAUUGAUUGA
This is a messenger RNA of Adineta ricciae, 294 nucleotides long. NCBI's taxonomy places the organism in Eukaryota, Metazoa, Rotifera, Eurotatoria, Adinetida, Adinetidae. The record is from the annotation of a GenBank genome assembly.